AUGAAGGAUGGCGGCCGCUUCAGCGGUCGCUGCUCCUUCUGGGGGGCUUCGUGGAGGGAUGGUAAAUGCACGUGUCAAAAUGAGUUUUUGACAGAACCGUGCCUGCUUCCUGAACCGCCAUCUUCUUUUUCUCCAACUGAAUUACUGGAAUUUGAUCCAAAUGGCCAGCUCUGGGCUGUGAACUGCAAAUGUGGAAGGAGCUGGUCCAAGUACAGUGAAGAGCCUUUGUCCGAAGACGGAGAUUUGCUUCGCAUUGCAGCCGUUGACUUUUGCGCUGCUUUGCUCAAGAACUUUGACGAGAUGUAUCACCUAAAAGGGGGCGCGGCUGUGCCCCAGGCCAGGGAAAGGGUGAGCUCCAGCAAAUGUGUGAAAUCCUUGGAGGACGUGGAAAAAGCAAAGAUUGCGAAGGGCAACGGCAGCAUGAACGUCUGGCAGACGGCUUUGAGGCACGUCUGCCAUGAAGAGUGCGAGGAGAUUGUGCAUGAGAUGAAGUGGCAAACUGGGCGGAUUCUUCUGUUCUCGGCUGGAGACGCUCGCUCAGCCUCCUACAGCGAGGCUUGCAGCAUCUUUGUGGUACGAAAGGUUGAGUCCCACAUCCUAGGCUGCUGUGGAGACAGCUGUGGCUGGGAUGGGGCGAAGUGUGCAGACUUCCAGUUCAUGCCCGCGAAGGAUCAGGCGGAUUGGAAGGCGGAGUGCUGCCUGGAGAAGAACAUCAUCCGAGGCUCUGCUCGCGAGCACAUGUGCCAAAGUGUCUUGUCAAGCCAGGCAGCGAAGGACUAUCAAAAAAGAGAUUUGAGCGCCAACGAUGAAGGCCUCGGUUCCUUCGUGGGUGAAGAUGAAGAACUUGUGUGGACAGCGAAGGCCAAAGAGUCACACCUUGGACAGGUGGGCUGGGCAGUUGAAGGCAAUGUGGUGAACGAUGGCUUUCUGCGUGUGCAGCCGUUGUCCAUAGAAGAAGGCAUCGACAUGGGUCUGUGGAAGAUUCGGAAGAAGUUGGACAACUCGCUCCUGCAGGUUGAGGGCUCUAGACNNGUGGCACCGAGGACAGCUGCAAAAUGGAAGGAUUGA
Messenger RNA from Symbiodinium pilosum, 1068 nucleotides. NCBI's taxonomy places the organism in Eukaryota, Dinophyceae, Suessiales, Symbiodiniaceae. The record is from the annotation of a GenBank genome assembly.